UCCACCAACCAGACGACCAAGCAUCAUACAUACAGCACUAGUUGCGUAUAAGUCGAGCUCUUUGUUCAACGUCAACCCUCGUCACCACGAAGCAUACAUCAUCCCAUAGCUGCAGAGCGCAUAAGCUAGCUAGCUACGAAAUAACAAACGGCUUGUUCUCACGAUCAGUGUAGCAAGCUUCUUUUUUCACCAAUUUCACCAGAUACACAUACACAUAAUUAGCCAUGUCGACUUCCACGACAAACUCAGCUGGCGCCGAGAUCGAGGGUGAGAAGGUGAACACCAACAUUGUCACCCUCACCAGAUUCCUCACCGAGGAGCAAGUAAAGCACAAGGAAGCCACCGGAGACUUUACCCUCCUUUGCCAUGCCCUCCAAUUCUCCUUCAAGUCCAUCGCCUACUACAUCCGCCGCGCCACGCUCGUAAACCUGACGGGUCUCGCCGGCUCCUCCAACACCACAGGCGACGAGCAAAAGAAGCUCGACGUCAUCUCCAACGACCUCUUCAUCGAAGCCAUGCGCUCCUCCGGCAAGUGCGCGCUGCUGGUCUCCGAAGAAGAGGAACAUGUAAUCUACUUCAAGGACGCCAAGAACGCGCGCUACGCCGUGGCCUGCGACCCCAUCGACGGCUCCUCCAACCUGGACGCCGGCGUGUCGGUCGGCACCAUCUUCGCCAUCCACAAGCUGGCCGAGGACAGCACGGGCUCGAAAGAGGACAUCCUCAAGCCCGGCACCGAGCUCGUCGCGGCCGGUUUCACCAUGUACGGCGCCUCGGCCCAGCUGGUCAUCACCAUGAAGGGCGGCUCCGUCAACGGCUUCACGCUUGACCAGGGCGUGGGCGAGUUCAUCCUGACGCAUCCUAACAUGACCAUCCCCAAGAAGAGGAGCAUCUACUCCGUUAACGAGGGUAACUCGCUCUACUGGGAGGAUGACGUCAAGGCGUACUUUGACAGCCUGAAGGAGGGCCAGGAGGGCAGCGGAAAGCCUUAUAGUGCUCGGUACAUCGGUUCCAUGGUGGCGGAUGCGUAUCGCACGCUGCUUUAUGGUGGCGUCUUUGCGUAUCCCGCGGAUAAGAAGAGCCCCAAGGGCAAGCUGCGUAUCCUGUACGAGUGCGCACCGAUGGCCAUGGUUUUUGAGAAUGCUGGUGGUCAAGCCGUCGAUAGCAAGAUGAACCGCAUGCUCGAGGUCGUACCGGAGCAUAUCCAUGACAAGGCUGGCAUCUUUAUGGGUUCUUAUGAUGAGGUUGAGAAGGUUAAGAAGUUCCACGGCAAGGCCUAAACUGGGCUUGACUUGGUGUGGGCUUGGUCAACAAGGUGUUGGGGGUUGGGGGUUGG
Neurospora tetraspora is the source of this 1333-nucleotide messenger RNA. Its product is annotated as fructose-1,6-bisphosphatase. Gene Ontology annotation, molecular function: fructose 1,6-bisphosphate 1-phosphatase activity. Gene Ontology annotation, cellular component: cytosol; cytoplasm. NCBI's taxonomy places the organism in Eukaryota, Fungi, Ascomycota, Sordariomycetes, Sordariales, Sordariaceae. The record is from RefSeq and is a predicted model, not a curated record. Gene Ontology annotation, biological process: gluconeogenesis; fructose metabolic process; sucrose biosynthetic process. The transcript has 3 exons. Bases 225 to 1277 code for a protein of 350 amino acids.